This is a messenger RNA of Solanum tuberosum (potato), 3321 nucleotides long. Its product is annotated as pentatricopeptide repeat-containing protein At2g28050. The record is from RefSeq and is a predicted model, not a curated record. Bases 68 to 1636 code for a protein of 522 amino acids. Gene Ontology annotation, molecular function: protein binding. NCBI's taxonomy places the organism in Eukaryota, Viridiplantae, Streptophyta, Magnoliopsida, Solanales, Solanaceae. The transcript has 3 exons.
UUACAUUGAUUUUCUCCGCCCAAUCCAAAGAAAGUUGAAACAAAGAAGUCCCAAAUUAAUCUCUGAAAUGUCACUCCAAAAGGUACUUCAAAACCUAAGAACUCUCAAAAAAUGGCAAAUCCCAAAUCCCAGUCUUCACCCUAGAGCAAAAAUUGCAGACACCAUUAUCAAUACAGUGCUAAGCCCCAUAGUCAUUGCACCCUCUACUCUUCUCUCCAACCUCACUCCCAAUUUGAUUCUCCUUAUUUUAUCUGACCCACAUAUCAACACACCUAAAUGCCUCGACUUCUUCAAUUUCCUUAUGCUUAAUCAAUCUUUCAUUACUUUCAAGAUUGGUGUUGAAACCCACUUGACACUUGUUUGCAGGCUUGUCAAAGAAGGAUACUUUGAAGAUGCUGAGACCCUUUUAGUUUUAGUCCCAAAUAUUGAAACUUUCAGGUGCCCUUUUGCUGUUAUAGCUUCUUUCUUUGAGAAUCACAAUGUUCCAUCAAAGUUUGCUUCGAAAAUAUUCAAUUUGCUUCUUAAAGCUUUAUCUGAUAACGGAAAAUUCAACGAGGCUUUAGAGAUUUUCAUGUAUAUGAAACUAAAUGCAAUUGAGAUUAAUGAGAGAACAUGUACUGUUCAUUUGAUUAAUCUUUUGAAGUGUGAUCAGAUCGCGUUAGCGCUGGUAUUCUUUUAUCAAAUGGUUGAAUCAGGUAUUCAGGUUUCAGUAUUUUCGUUGACGGUCGUGGUAGAUGGAUUGUGUAAGAGUGGGGAGAUAAAGAAGGCUAGAGAAUUAGUGGAGGAAAUGUUGUCUAAAGGGGUGAAGCCUAAUAUUAUUACAUGUAAUACCUUGGUGGAUGCUUGUGCUAGGAGAUGGAAUUUCGAAGAAAUGAACAACAUUUUGGCCUUGAUGAAAAGGGAACGAGUCGAUUUAAAUGUUGAGACUUACAAAUUUUCGGUGGAUGGAUUUUUGAGUAGUGGGAAGAUUGAUGAUGCAGAGAGAUUGAUUUUGGAAAUGUAUGUCAAGGGUUUUAAAGUGGAUAUCCAUUUGUAUAAUUUGAUGAUUAAGGGAUAUUGCAGGCUAGGGAAUAUGGAAAGGGCACUUUCAUUGUUCAGGCAGAUGAUUGAGAAAGACAUCUGCCCUAAUGGUGAUACAUAUUCAGUUUUGGUAAAAGGACUUUGUGAUAAAGGACAGGUAAGUGCAGCAAAAGAGCUCGUAGAUAAAAUGCUGGGCCAGGGAGUUGAGUUGGAUGGAAGUAUGUUCGACAUCUUAAUUCACUGUUACUUCAAGGCUGGAAUGAUUGAGGAAGCUGUUAGCAUACUUGGAUUGAUGGAGAAGAGAGAAUUCAUUGCUGAUACGUCUGUGUAUGAGCUGAUAAUUGAUGGAUUACUCAAGUUAGAUCGGACUGAAGAGGCAAUAUCUUGGUUAACACCUUUAAUCAAAAGGGGUGUAUCUAGGCAGAAGUUAGCUACUAUUCCACUGGCCGAUUAUUUAAGAAAUUCAGUUUCUGAAAAGUUGGUUCACAAACGCAAAGAAAAUGAGAACAGCUUUAAAACAACGUUUUACUCUGAUACGAUUAAUUUACAGCACGAGGAUGCACAUUCUGCUGAAAUGACUAACAUUUCAGCAGUAAUAAACGAGUAUAUAAAGUAAAAUGCUGCUUAACUUGUUGUUCAGAGAAGGAGGAGACAUGCAUCCUAACUGAAAAGAACCCAUGAUGAUGUGGCACUGAAGGAAAGUUUUGAGGACGUUGGUUGCCUUGUGUGUCAAGGGGUGCGGGUUUUGUCAUGAUAGUGCUAGAUUUUUGGACGAGAAAACAGGCUGGAAAUGAUGUGGGUUGUCAAUUAUCACCUUGGGAGGUAUUUUCCUUCAUCAACCAUAUACAGAGAAGCUUUCAUUUCUUUGAUGCAAGAUUGAAUAAAUUUUAAUUCUUUUUAAAUGGAGAUUUGGAUGGGAAAAAACAGUCAUUAUUUUUAAGAAGAAGACACAAUACGAAGGGCUAUAACACGGGAUAUACCAUACUCAAAAUGUGUCAAAAAUUCAGUUGUGUAUGUUCCAAUUUGUUUAGUGUAUCUGACAGACUGCCAGUGUGUUGUAAAAAAAAACCUGAUUAUACCUAGUUCAGAUAUGAUGGAUUCUUGGUUAUCUGUGGAACAGUUUGUUUGGGAAUCAGGGAAAGACAACGAAAAGGAAAACGGAGAGGGGGAAAGUGAAGGAUAAAUAACUCUACUUUUUUGUUCGGAGAAAUGAGGAAACCAUAUGCUUGCCCGUUGUCCCUUCACAUUCACUACUUGUGUGUUGAAGGUAUCAGGUGAAAUUGAAGCUGAGUUUGCUCGAAUUGGUGCUAAGUCUGUUCUUAAGAAAAUGUUGUCAUACCGCAACUCUGUACCCUUUUAUUUACCUAAAGGUUAAGCCUUGAGGCUAUCCCUGAUGCUCCGAUUGCCCUUUCAUAGGGGCUUUCUGAAGGAUAGUUGGAUUACUAUGCCAGCAAGUUUGAACAAUGGUUUCACUAGAUUGGUUUCAUUGGUGCAGUUAACUAUUAUCGAGCUAUAUCUAGAGCUAUCAAAAUGGGCUUGGCCCACUAGGCCGGCCCAACCCAAUCCUUGAAUUAAGUGGGGAAGGGCCUAAUUUUUUUUGGCCCAUUUAGGAACGAGGCUUUUUAGCCAAAUCUCAUUUGGCCCGCUAGCCUCGUAGGCCCAACCCGCAAGCCUCAGAGGCCAGCCCGUGGGCAAUGAAUAUUUAAAAAUAUUUUUUAUAUAUAUUUUUAGUAGUGUUUUAUUUGUAAAGUUUUUAUCAAUAAAUAUUUUUUAAAAUAAAAAAUCAAGUCUUUUAAACUAGCUAGUUUUUUGUGGAGGAAUGGUGGAAUGAUCAACAUUUUUUGCUAAAUCUUACGUUGACUAUUAUGUAUUUUCGUAAGUAUUCACCGAAGUGUGUGAUUCAUAAAUGUAUUUUUGUAAGUAUUCAUCGAAGUGUGUGAUUCAUUAAUGAAAAAAUUGUAUGUAUUGAUGUCGUAUUCAUAGACGUCAACGUUCGAUACUCUUUCUAAGAGAAUAAUAUUAUUCAUUUUUUGGUUGAAGGACCAACCCAUCCCAACCCGUGGCCCACUCAGGGUUGGAUUGGGCUGUUAUUUUAUUGGUCCUUUAAUUAAAAUGGUCAGCUCGUCCCAAUCCAUUUAACUCUUUAGCCCGUUAGAAUUGGGUUGGGUUGGGUUAGGCCAACCCAUAUUGAUAGCUCUAGCUAUAUCCAUGUAAGCAUUCUCGCCUUCUGUGAUAUUGUGAAUUUGAUUGCAUUUGUUCGACACUUUAGUUGUAUGCUUAUAUAGUUCUCAUCUGUUUCAA